Molecule: messenger RNA, 1926 nt
Organism: Triticum aestivum (bread wheat)
Lineage: Eukaryota; Viridiplantae; Streptophyta; Magnoliopsida; Poales; Poaceae
Exons: 7
Coding region: 742-1746 (334 amino acids)
Molecular function (GO): DNA binding
Source: RefSeq, a predicted model, not a curated record
GCAUUAGCUUCUGCCUUGUUUAUCCACUCCCACCUCCCCGACAGUGAGGCGGAGGCCAUGCCGCCGCGGCCGCUGCGGCGGGCGUCCAGGCCGGCCCCUCCGCGUGCUCCUCGCCGACGCUGGGGCACCAGACGCGUUUUCCGUUCCGUCUUGGGCAUAGCCGAGCGCCAGCCGGCUCAACCGGCUCGAGGUGUCAGGUCGCACCGCCGCAACAGGCGUCCAUGGCGGCCCCUCCUCGUGCUCCUCGCCGACGACGGGGCACCAUGACGCCGUGUUCUCCGUUCCGUCUUGGGCGUAGCCGAGCGCCGCCUGCUCGCCCGCGCCACCGCGGCGGGCGUCGAGGACGCCUCCAUUCGAGCGCUCCUCGCUGACGACGAGCACCAGACCGCCGGUUUUCAGGGUCCAGGCCGAGAGAUCCUGCAGCCACGCCCGAGCUGCGCAGCUCGCCUCCAACCCUGCAGCAGCCGCUACCUUGCCGCGCGACCGCUAAGCUUUUCAGAGGAGGAAUCUUUGAUGGUGAACUACGAGGUCAGGGGAAAAGUAGCCAACAGCUCGAGCGGUGCGCUCGAUUCAUGUCGCCGUCGCAGGACCACUGGUCCUUCGGGAGGCGGCGAGGCAGACGGGAGGCAGGCGUGGUAGGCGCAGCAAGCCUUUGCGGCAGUUGCAGGCACGGCUAGUAAUUUCAGGUGCUUCUUCUUCCAGCAGGCGUCACCUGCGAGUCUCCCAUCUCUUCUCUCGGUCAUGAGUCAAUCAAGCUCACCACCAGGGAAAAAUGGCGGCGACGGCUACAUCUGCAACUGCGGCGCGAUGAAGAUGGGCGGCGUCGGCUGCCACUGCGGCUCCUACCUACUAUCCAAAUCCAAAGGAAAUGAACUAAAUAGGCCACAAAGGGAGAUGGUGAUGUACAAGAUCUCUAAGAUAGGGCGCGAAUUACCUGUGUUUGUGCAGAAGAUGACGAAAAAUGAUAUACUGAGUCCAAACCUGUAUUUUUGCAAGGCAUAUGUUUCGAGGUGUCUCCCGCGCCAACAAGAGGGCAACCAAAUAAUACCUCUCAAAGUUUUGCUGGAAGGUAUGCAGAUGGACGCAAAGCUGGUCUUCACGAAAUAUUCCCAUGGGACGUGGCCUACUAUAUAUCGAAAAGACUGGAAGAAAUUGAUCGAAGAUGCCGGGAUGAAGGCGGGAGACAUCUGCCUCUUCCAAGUUGUAGACAGGAGCAGCAGCGGGCUCACGAUGAUGGUCCAUAUGAUCCGCAAGUCGGAAAUGCUGCCUCGCAAGGAAGGAAGCACCAGCGUCGAGGCCAGCGAGCCUCGCGCGGAGGAGACACGCUUGGCCCAGCCGGGAGGAGACGCCGGCAAGCCUCGCGCGGAGGAGACCCACUCCUCCCCGGCGGGAGGAUACGUCGGCAAGCCUCGCGCUGAGCCCUCCGGAGGGAGCGACAGCGACAGCCGCCCCCAUCUGAAUGUGAAGAGGAGUCUCUCGCCUUCACCUGGCGAGUCCCUUCAAAAGGAGAAGAAGAUGCAGUUAGGGGCCACGACGUCCACCGAGUCCUCAGCGAAGGCGCCCGCUGAGGAGACCCAUGCGCCCCUGUCGAGCCCUGAGGGGCGUGAGGAGAUGGCCCGCCAUGUUGAGGCGGCGACGGGGCAGACGGUGACCGAGGAUGAUUGUGUGACUUCGCAGCCGCACCAAGACUUGCCUCCCCCAGCUGGGAGGAACGAGCUUCGCAAGGGAAGGGGCCUCCGGAGGUGAGGAGGUGCCUCUAAAGGCGCGACGAGCCCCCAGCACAAGCCCACAGACGUGAAAUAACAUCAGGAUGUCAGCGAAAGCACAGACGUGAAAUAACAAUUUUGCAUCUGAUAGUAGGGUACUACUUUUACAAGUCAAAAAGGCCAAAACAAUUUUCAGCCCGGGUACUUCCACAUCUCAGAA